AACUGGCUCAAGCUUUUCUUUCACUUUCAUCAUCAGCAAAAGAUCCUAUGCUAAUACGGGACAGUCCGCCAGCGGUCGUGGGUGGGGCCUGAGCAGCAUGACGUCAUACUGCAUCCAAAUUUUGCAUCCAGUGUCUCCUUUAAGCAGUUGUUGGUUUGUGUUUUAGGCGUUUCUGCUUUUGUACAAGUGGAAUUGUCAGUGAAAGAGGGAGAAUCUGUCACUUUAGAUUCUGGUGUAAUAAAAAACCCAAAUGAUCUGAUGGCAUGGCAUUUUAAUGAAACUUGAAUUGCUGUAAUCACUGGAAAUCAGAGUAAGAUCUGUAUAGACUAUCAGUGUGUCUUGAGAUUUAGCGACAGACUGAAGGUAGAUCAUCAGACUGGAUCUCUGACCAUCAUGAACAUUAGAACCACAGACUCUGGACUUUAUAAACUACAGAGAAGCAGUGGCAUCAUGAAGAGCUUCAGGGUUACUGUCAUUGGUGUUGCUCGAGUAGAAGUAGUGUCUCCGACAAAGGGAGAUUUAGUCACUCUGUAUACUGAUGCUGAAACAGACCAACAAGAAAAGAUUAGAUGGUAUUAUGGAGACAUUCGUAUAGCUGAGAUCAGUGGAGAUCUCAGUGAUAUCUGUACAGAUGUUCAGUGUAAUAAUGGCACUGAGAGAUUCAGAGACAGACUGAAGGUAGAUCAUCAGACUGGAUCUCUGACCAUCACAGACACCAGAACCACAGACUCUGGAGAUUACACACUACAGAUCAUAAACAGAAACAACAGCAACAGUACAGAGUUAUUUAGUAUCAUUGUCAGUGAUGUUCCUGCUGGAAUAAAGAGAAAGUCUGUGCAUGAGGGAGAAUCUGUCACUUUAUCUACUUGUGUGAUAAAAUACCCAAAUGAUGUGAUGAUGUGGUAUUUUAAUGACACUCUUAUCGCUGAAAUCACUGGAUAUCAAAGUAAGAUCUGUACAGAUGAUCAGUGUAACAGAUUCAGAGACAGACUGAAGGUGAACUAUAUGCCUAGAUCACUGACCAUCACUAAGACCAGAACCACAGACUCUGGACUUUAUUAUUUACAUAUGAGCAGCAGGACCGUCAGGAUCAGCAUCAUUAAGAGUUUCAGUGUUACUGUCACUGAUCCAGGUCUGUCUUUCUUUGCUAUAUUUGGAAUAUGUGGUGUUUUUAUGGGGGCAGCUGUCAUUGUGUGUUUUUGCUGUUGGAUAUGCUUAAAUAAGAAACCGGUGAGUAUUACAAUAUUUAUUGUGGAAAAAUCAUCUUUAAAAGAUGCAAAAAUAUGUACUUCCUUCUAAUUCGCCAAAUAAAUUAUGUUUAAUUAAGUAUGUUAUUGUUCAACAGGCAACAGGAAGAAGCACAAGAUACUAUACCACUGAAUCUGAAUGUGAGAACUCAGAUCUAUGAGAUCUGUAAGUGUUAUAUGAGUUCCCUGUAUGUGAUUUAAUUCAGAAAUAAUAGAUCACUGCUCUUGUAAGUUUAAAAUGAAGAACAGUGGCAUUAAUACAUUUUAUAUCUCUUUAUCAUAGCUGAAGCGAAGCAAAAUAAUGCUUUGCAAAAUGUAAGCGAUGACAACGAAUGAACGAUAAGAAAGAAUAAAAAUUAACAUACAGCACACAGGAGCAUCAGCAAGAGUUGGUUGUUAGUCACCAUACUGCAUGCCAGAUCCAGACAAACAUUGAAAACUCAAACUGUUCUGUUACUUUAGCUAAUAUUUCAACAACAUCAUAUCAAUCUCUCUGUCAUUCUCGUGGAGAGUUCUAAAUCUCAGCAACAUGAAAAGUGAAGAUUUGUUUCUCAAUGCUGAUUUCAGCUAUGAGUUUCCAGCUCCAUAUUUCCAUAUUAUGUCUUCAUCUUAAUAUAUUUCAGUAACAUCAGUGUUUAGAGUAACAAAAUCUCUCUUCAUCACACUGACUGUACUUCAUUUGUCUCAACACCA
Onychostoma macrolepis is the source of this 1940-nucleotide messenger RNA. RefSeq lists its product as uncharacterized. The record is from RefSeq and is a predicted model, not a curated record. The coding region runs from base 394 to 1299 and encodes 301 amino acids. The transcript has 4 exons. NCBI's taxonomy places the organism in Eukaryota, Metazoa, Chordata, Actinopteri, Cypriniformes, Cyprinidae.